AUGUCUUCCUCAAGAACCGUCACAGUUCUCGGUUUCGGAAACAUCGCCAGGGAUCUAGUACCCGCUCUAUUAUCCAAUGGUGCUGGACUUCUCAUUCUCUCUCACGACGCCUCCAAACUUAAAGGGGUCCCUCUGGGCGUCGCGACUGCUAUGGCCGACUACACAAAUGAAAAGCAACUCGAGGGCCUUUUCAAGGCGCACAAAGUAGAGGCCGUGGUGAGCACUGCGAGCGGCUCAGAUGAAUUCUUCAGGUACACCCAAGUGGGGAUCGCAAGAGCAGCCAAAGAGUCGGGCGUUCAGUUGUUCGUGACGAACGAGUUCGGUGUUGCAAAUGACGGACACGACCCGAAGAGUGUCUUUGGUGCAAAGAGCGAGGCGGCUGCUCGAAUCAGUAAGGAGGUGGGACUCCCCACAGCCCGUGUCUUCAACGGAUUGUUCAUAGAAUGGAUUCCGAUCGUCACUGCCUAUGCCUCCAAACCUGGGGCGUUCGUAGUUGCAGGAAAGGGGGACACUAAAGCCAGUUUCACCGCUAUCGCUGACAUCGCUGGGUUCGUUGCGCACAUUGUCACCGCCGCCCCACUCAGCGAAAUUUCGAACAGGAUCUUCCUUAUUGAAGGGCAAGUAGCAACAUUCAACGAGAUAGCUCAGAUACUCGGGAGAGAAGUCACGUACACCGCCCUGGAAGAAAUAGCGGACCCCAUCAGCAGGCUCCUGCAGCGGGGCGUCGAGGAAGGUUGGAUGCGUACGGGCGCUGGUCCGGGAUACCCACCCUCGUCGUCCAAGGAAAUAGAAAGGAGGUCGAGCAGUUGA
This is a messenger RNA of Cyclocybe aegerita, 810 nucleotides long. The record is from the annotation of a GenBank genome assembly. NCBI's taxonomy places the organism in Eukaryota, Fungi, Basidiomycota, Agaricomycetes, Agaricales, Hemipholiotaceae.